Perkinsus marinus ATCC 50983 is the source of this 1401-nucleotide messenger RNA. RefSeq lists its product as hypothetical. NCBI's taxonomy places the organism in Eukaryota, Perkinsozoa, Perkinsida, Perkinsidae. The transcript has 13 exons. Bases 1 to 1263 code for a protein of 420 amino acids. The record is from RefSeq and is a predicted model, not a curated record.
AUGGCUUCUGAUGAUGACCAAGGGAGUUUCGAUGAUGAUGACGCCAGUAGUACUGCUCAUCGAGAGUAUGCGGCCCAAGCCCAGGACGAGCUCAAUAUGGAUCUGGAGUUCACAAUAGUGAACGAUGAUGAGCUGGGCGUGCUGACGGAGGAUCCUCGAAUGAAUAAUGGCGUUAGCGAGACCUGUGCUAAAGGAACUAUUGAGUAUCAUGCGCUUGGUAACAGGAUCUAUUUACGUAAGGAGGAUUACAUGAAGAUCCCGGCUCAACUUACCGAGGAUCGUGGUGAAGCGUUGAUCUUCUUGCAUGGUUACAACUGCAGUACUGAGUUCGCCCUGUGUAAGCUUGGACAACUCAUAGCUCUGGGGAGGAUACCGAGGAGCAUCUUACCGAUAGUGUUCUCACAGUCGACUGGACAAGCUCUUAUGUACUUCCAGUCUAAGGAUGCCGUACCACUGUUUGGUGAGGACUGCGCAAAGUUAAUACGGCGACUAGGAGAGUGUGGUAUCACCAGGAUCCAUAUUCUCACUCACUCCAUGGGGGCGAGGCUUUGGUUUAGCGCCUUCCACGAUUUGAUCAGAGACGGCUAUCUCGAUGAGACUUUCCGUCGCUCCUCGUCGCCGUUCAUCCCCUUGGAGCCUCAGAUAGAAGCCCCUAGGCCGCUGGAAAUGGCUGGUGAUGACCUCGCAAGCAUGGAAGGAGGAGAACGGCGAUUGCUGAACAUUCGCAAUGUUUGCCUGAUGAACCCAGACUACGAUCUCGAGGACUUCAAGACCAUCGACGUGCCACUGCUCGAGAAAUAUGUCGCGAGAACUACCGUCUAUGCUGAUAGAAAUGAUGGCGCAUUGUUCUGGGCUGAGAACUUCAACCGGGCUAAGGCCCUGGGUCGGCACACCGACGAUGUUCGAAUGCCGACGAUCCCGGGUGGCGAGUCGAGUAGACUCCUCAGCGAGGAGGCAGCGCCUAGCGGUGUCUCUCAGCCUUUCUCGAGUGCGGCUACGACAAGUCGGGGGACCAAGAAGCGUGGUCCUCUUUGUGAGCGAAUCGAUGUCAUUGACUGUACUGAUAUGGACCAGAACGUACACUCCCUGCGACAUAGUUACUUCAACUUGAAUAUGCAAAUUGUUGGUGAUAUAACCGACAUAAUACGUUCAGAGCUACCAGCCCGACUUCGCAGUCGCAGCCUGGUUCGCCGAAGCCCUGGUUCGAACGUUUAUUCAUUCCUAUCGCCUCCGUCCUUCCUAAACGCCGACCGAGGAUUCUAAUUGAUUGCCGCUUUACCCUGUGCUAUGUUGUACUCCUUUUCAUCUGUCCUAUCUCACUGUAGUCAAUAUCGCGUUAAAUUUGAUCGUCAUUCUGUAGUCCGCUGAGGGUUGGAGUUGCUCGACCGAAGCCUUGGCGAG